This is a messenger RNA of Penicillium soppii, 1689 nucleotides long. RefSeq lists its product as uncharacterized. Gene Ontology annotation, molecular function: amino acid transmembrane transporter activity. The transcript is spliced from 8 exons. NCBI's taxonomy places the organism in Eukaryota, Fungi, Ascomycota, Eurotiomycetes, Eurotiales, Aspergillaceae. Gene Ontology annotation, biological process: amino acid transmembrane transport. Bases 1 to 1689 code for a protein of 562 amino acids. Gene Ontology annotation, cellular component: membrane. The record is from RefSeq and is a predicted model, not a curated record.
AUGGGCAAGGAAGAAAUUGUCGAGUCGCCUCCUAUGGACGAUGUAGCGUCUGAUGCAAUCAAAGAUGUCCCCGCGGAGCAAAAUGACGGUCUUCACAAAACGCUAAAAGACCGUCAUUUGAGUAUGAUAGCCAUGGGUGGUGCCCUCGGGACUGGUUUGCUAGUAGGGACUGGAUCAGGAUUGGCAAAGACAGGGCCUGCGGGAAUCUUGAUUGACUAUAGUGUGAUUGGUGUGAUAGUCUUCAUGGUGAUGGCGGCACUCGGUGAAAUGACCUCCUUAGCCCCCAUGUCGCGUGGAUUUGGUGGCUAUGCUUCCCGUUUCGUUGACCCUGCUCUCGGAUUUGCUACAGGAUACGCAUAUUUCUUCAAGUAUCUUCUCGCAACACCCAAUCAGCUAUCAGCCGCUGCUCUAAUUAUACAGUUCUGGACUGGAGACAGCGUGAAUCCAGCGGUCUGGAUCACCGUCGCUUUGGUAAUAGUCCUAGCGAUCAAUUAUGCUAGCGUCAAGGCAUUCGGAGAGUUUGAGUUUUGGCUAUCAUCUAUCAAAAUCAUCAUUUUGAGUGGCGCUAUAAUCUUAAUGCUAGUCUUGGCCCUUGGUGGUGGUCCCGGGUUUAGCAGAACUGGGUUUCGAUACUGGAAUACUCCAGGUGCUUUCGCAGCAUAUAAACUCGAAGGUUCACUUGGCAAGUUUGUUGGUGUCUGGAGUACAAUGCUACAGGCCGUUUAUGCCUAUGGUGGAACUGAGCUGGUCGCUGUGACAGUCGCAGAAGCUCAGGACCCUAGGUUUGCGAUGGCGCGAGCAGUGAAGCUCACCUUCUUUCGCAUCGUCAUUUUCUACAUUCUGUCCGUUCUGUUUCUGGGAAUGGUUGUCCCAUACAAUAGCCCCCAGUUGGAAUUCGCUACAGGGUCUAGUACCAGCGCUGCAGCGUCGCCUUUUGUGGUGGCUAUCAAGCUUGCCAAAAUCGAAGUCCUUGAUCACAUUAUCAAUGCUUGCCUGCUUAUUUUUGUCAUAUCAGCCGCUACUUCAGACGUUUCUUAUUUGGGCUCACCUCAAACAGACUUCUAUAUUGCUACAAGAACAAUCUAUAACAUUGCGUCGGAUGAAAAGGCUCCAAAGUUCAUGACUCGAACAAAUGACCGAGGUGUUCCAAUUCUUGCUAUGGUUCUACCUGCUCUAUUCUGCCUGCUAGCAUAUAUGAGCAUCACAUCUGGCGCAAAAAGUGUUUUUGGAUAUUUGACUACCAUGGUUGCCACAUUUGGCAUGCUCACUUGGAUUUCUAUCCUGGUAACGCAUAUUUGUUUCACCCGUGCUGUAAAGGCACAGCAGAUUCCCGCUGAAUUGUUUGCUUACCGAGCCCCGCUAAGAGAAUGGGGGUCUCUUGGAGCUCUAGUGGUACUCAUCAUCUUGACUAUCACGAAAGGAUUCGAGGUGUUCUUAUUCAGCUUUGAUUAUAAGAACUUCAUCGUGCAGUACAUUGGGCUACCGGUCUAUCUAGUGUGUAUCUUUGGUUAUAAGAUUCAUUUCCGCACCAGACGUGUCAAAGCGUUCGAAGCUGAUUUGGUGACUGGUGUUUCCACUGAGCCCAUUGCGCAAGCCAUGGCUCGUCGGGAGACUCAACGGGAAGAGCAAACCGCGACGAAACCUGCAUUUGUUCGGAUGUGCGAUAAAUAUGUUUCUAUGUUGUUUUAG